AUGAAUUGCUUAAGCUGGAACUGCCGGGGGCUUGGGAACCACCGGCGAGUUCGCGAGCUUUCAGAUUUAGUGAAGGCAAAAGGUCCCAGGGUGAUCUUCUUGAUGGAGACCAGGAAGAAAAAUUCAUAUUUGGAGAGAUUGCGAUGUCGGUUGAAGUUCGAUAAUAUGUUCAUCGUCCCAAGGAGGAAUCUAGGGAGUGGGCUGGCUUUGCUUUGGAAUAAUGAUCUUAACUUGCAUAUUAGGACGUUCUCGCCGCGACAUAUCGAUGCUGUAGUAAAUCCAAGAAUUGAUGACGCCUGGCGCUUUACGGGGUUUUACGGAGCUCCUGAAGCGGCCAACCGGGAAGAUUCUUGGUCAGUGUUGCGUCACCUCGGCUCCCAGUUUGUCUUGCCGUGGGUGUGUAUCGGGGAUUUUAACGAAAUCACAAGAGUGGACGAGAAAUCGGGAGGGGCUAUACGUCCAGAGAAACAAAUGCAAGACUUCAGAGAUUGUUUGGAUGUUUGUGGUCUUAAGGACCUGGGUUUUUCGGGCCUGCCUUUUACUUGGUGUAAUAGAAGAUACAAUGAAGCUUUAGUUUGGGUUCGCCUAGAUAGAGCGGUGGCUACGGUUGAUUGGAUUCUCAAAUUCCCCACGGCUCGCCUCCAUCAUUUACCAGGUUCGUCCUCGGAUCACAAACCUUUAUGGCUGGUUUCUGAUGAUCUCCAAACCCGGUUUUCUCGAGCCAAAAAACCGUUUAGGUUUGAGGCUAUGUGGCUCAAUGACGAGCGUUGCGAGGGUGUGGUUCACUCGGUUUGGGAUAGGAAUACAGGCGGUGACCCAGUGAGCAAGGUAAUGAGUAAGGUGGAGGAAUGUCAAAUCCAACUUAAACUUUGGGACAAAAACGUUUUUGGGAAUGUUCUUAAGGCUUUGGCUAGAAACAGAAAGCUCCUGGUUAUAGCAGAAGGUGAUUCCAUGGCGGGCAAGAACCAUGCUCUGGUAAAACUCCUCUCUGAGGAAAUAUCUAGGCUAAUGGAAUGUGAAGAAAGAAUGUGGAGCCAGAGGUCCAAAACAGAGUGGCUAAGAUACGGAGACCAAAAUACAAAGUACUUCCACUGUCGAGCUACUGAGAGAAAUAAAAAGAAUUUUAUCUCGGGGCUGGAAAAUGCUCAUGGGGAGUGGAUUGAGGGGGAGGAGUAG
Quercus lobata is the source of this 1176-nucleotide messenger RNA. RefSeq lists its product as uncharacterized. Bases 1 to 1176 code for a protein of 391 amino acids. Gene Ontology annotation, molecular function: catalytic activity. NCBI's taxonomy places the organism in Eukaryota, Viridiplantae, Streptophyta, Magnoliopsida, Fagales, Fagaceae. The record is from RefSeq and is a predicted model, not a curated record. The transcript has a single exon.